AUGCACAUCACAGUCAAGCAGCCAAACUGUUAUAAACUUAAAAGAGUAGCCCUCGCCGCAGCAACGUUCAUCGAUGGAAACGAUGAGAAGACGAAGUUGAUCAAGCGUACAUUUGUACGCUACGUCGGCUUGAUGCAAAUCCUAGUGCUCCGAGAUAUCAGUCCUCCGAUUUCCCGCAAAUAUAAGAAGUACAAAGACAUCAUUGAUGCUGGCUAUCUGCUGGAGAGCGAACUGGACUAUUUACGAAAUGAGCCGGCGAUUACCAACAAGUUCUGGAUACCUUGGCAGUGGGCCUACUCCUUGAUCCAUCACUGCCGAAUGGCCGGCAAGAUUUCGGCCGACAUGAACAUGGCUCAAAUUCUGAUCGAACUGAUGAAGUUCUACGACUACAUGCGAACUCUUCUCAACUACGACUGGGUCAGUGUGCCGUUGGUCUACACUCAGGUAUGUAAUGAUGGCGUACAUAUCACUUUCGUAGUGAUAAGGAGCAUGAUUACGAAUAUAAUAAUGAGCUUAUAAUG
Molecule: messenger RNA, 521 nt
Organism: Soboliphyme baturini
Lineage: Eukaryota; Metazoa; Nematoda; Enoplea; Dioctophymatida; Soboliphymatidae
Source: the annotation of a GenBank genome assembly